Molecule: messenger RNA, 1747 nt
Organism: Pocillopora verrucosa
Lineage: Eukaryota; Metazoa; Cnidaria; Anthozoa; Scleractinia; Pocilloporidae
Product: octopamine receptor beta-2R-like
Biological process (GO): chemical synaptic transmission; G protein-coupled receptor signaling pathway, coupled to cyclic nucleotide second messenger
Cellular component (GO): plasma membrane; dendrite
Molecular function (GO): G protein-coupled serotonin receptor activity; neurotransmitter receptor activity
Source: RefSeq, a predicted model, not a curated record
CUUCACAACACUCUACAGCUGCGCUCGCACGAUUUGGGAAAAAAAAAAUGAGCAGCUUUACGACCAACGCUUCGGAUGAAGCUCAUAAUACCACAUCGAAAUCCCCAGUGGGACCUCAGGGAUAUUUGAACUUUUCUAAGGAAUUCACCGUAUUCAUUGUGACUGCUUUUAUUGUUAUCAUGGUGGCGGCGAUCAUUGGUAACACUCUGGUUUGCACCGCGACACUUUUCAGCCCAAGCUUGCGAAAAGCUACCACAAGUCUUUUUAUCGUAUCUCUGGCCGUGUCUGAUCUUCUUGCAGCCAUGUUAGUGGUUCCAUUCGACGUCUAUGUCAUUCUCAACAACGGGUUGUGGUUUCAUGGAGAAGCAGCCUGUAAACUUUGGACCACCACCUACCUGCUGACUGUUCCUGCCUCGAAUCUCACUCUGUUGGGCUUGAGUAUCGAUCGGUACCUCACCUUAAGCCAGCCUCUGAAACAGUUCCGCAGCGGAAAGGAAACGACUAGAAGUCGCAUCGUCGGCUGCAUGACAGCUCUGUGGGUGUAUUCCCUCGGUUUCUCCAUUUUGCCUAUGACGGGUUGGACAUUAUGGCGUUUUAGGACGAAAAGCGUCAACGGUAGUAUAUGUUUCUUCAACGGUUCUCACCUAUACAGUGUCUUAGUGUCUGUGCUGCACUUCAUUGUUCCUUCAUUGGCUAUGUGCGUGGUUUAUAUCAUGAUCUAUGGCCAGAUCCGUCGCCACACUAGAGCUGUUCGACCUAUUGAUUCCCCAGUGGCGCAUAACACCCAAGCAAACCUCCUGCUUCAAAGGAACAUCAGAGCAGCUAAGCGGAUUGCGGUGAUUGUAAGCGUUUUCUUACUGUGCUGGUUGCCUUACAGCAUCCUCAGCAUCAUUGGUAACCUGUGUCACGAAUGUCUCCUUAACAUACCGCAAGAAGCCUUUUACGUCACCCUCAUGACGGGCUACCUAAAUUCUGCUUUAAACCCUGUUCUUUACUCAUUCAACAACAGAAACUUUAUGGACUCUUACAGAAGAUUAUUCAGAGCGGUCAGACGUGGACUGGGCAGAGUAGGCAGUCUGAAAUAAGAGAUAUUCCUUAAUGAAGAAGGAUAGUUUAACUGGUUUUUUACUCAGUCUUUUUAAUUUUCAUUCAUAAGUGGAUUGCAAAGAAUUUGCUGAACAAAGUGAGAGAGAUAUUCCUCGAUCCAAAUGGAGAGUCAGGCGACUCUCUGAAUAGCAUUUUUUCGUAUUCUCUCACCGGUUUUAAAACAUCUGCGCGAUAAGUUGAAAGGUGUUGGUUCUUACUUCAAGAUUACCGUGCGGUAGGUAUACCCAUUGACUAGUAAGCAUCACAAAUUUUUACUUAACAGUCUCUUGCGGCAAAUUAAAGGUCGCAUAUCACCAUAAAAGCAACGGAAGUAACAACUCCAUCUCCAACAAUAUUAAUAAAGAUAUACCUAUAUUGUUUCAUUGUUUCUUUCACGAAGAUUUUAGAAGAGAGCGCUCUGGGACUAACAAGAAAGAAAAUCACGUUAUCGAAAAAAAUUGUCUCGAUCACCUUGUAAAAAGGAGUGGAAACAGGAAUGACACAGAAUCUGCAAGCCAUGCAAAAUCUGUCCUGUAAUCGGCAUUGUUUAUAAAUACGUACUUACUCAUCAAUCGCCUGACUACACUCUAAGAUUGCAAUUAAAUGACACGGCUCUUUUUUCCGAGGAGCCAAAUAGACAACAAGCGUAUGUUCGUGUACU